AUGAGUAAAGUAAGCUUUUCUAGUGAUAUAUAAAACUUUUAAAAUAAAUCAAUACAAGGGAGGAUAUUUGAUUAGAAUGGAGUAAAAAGCUUAAAAGGAGAUCAUGAAUAUAUUAAUUCAUCAUCAUCACAUUAUUAUGGUAAAGAUGAUAAAGAUAUUAUUGCAGCAUAAGAGGGAAAAAGCUUUUCAAUAUUAAAUGAAAACAAACAGCAAUUCCAAGAAACUUUCAUGGAUGAAAGUAAGCUAGUCAAGAAGUUUAGUGAAGCCUAAUUAAUAAGUCAACUAAAUAUUUUAUGUGAGCAAUCAUCUACUUUGAUAAAACAAAAUGUUGGUGAUAGCACUGGAAUAAGAAAUUAAAAUGACAAAUAAGAUGAUUCAGUAGCAGAUUCAGAUAGCUAAUUCCAUAAAAUAAAUAAAUAGAAUUUGAGAAAUAAUUCAUUAAAAAAUGAUGAUAACUAAAAUUGCUCAGAAGAUUAUAAAUAGGAUGAUUUAGCGGACCCAGAAUCUUGCCAAAAUAUAGAAUAACAUGUCUAAAUUUAAAGUAAAAAUAAUAUUUAAAAUAAUCCAGUAAAUAAUAAUAACAACCCAGCAGAUGCAAGAUAAAGUAUAUACAACUAUUAAAAAGCUGCAAAUAUAAUUAACAGUAUUAUAAAUAAAUCUAUGAGUAGAGUUUAGCGUGUGAAUAAUCAUGUUGAAAAUUUUAUCUUACAACUUAAAUACAGGAUGAAUAACAGAAAGUUUGAAGAUUUAUCGGAGAAUCAGCUUAAAAUAUUGAAUGACUUGGUUUACUUUCAUCAAAAAAAGAAUCAAAAUGAUUCGUAUUUUACCGAAUAAUACUUUCUGUACACUUUCAUAGUGUUUUUAUUUGACAUUUUGGUUAACUUCAAUACAGCAUAUUUUAAUCAGGAUUCUAUCAUCACAAAUAGAAAAAAGAUAUCCUUGAAGUAUUUAACCUCUAUAAUAUUCUUAACUGAUUCUAUCUCUCUUUUUGUUAUGGGAUAUAAGGUAACAAAUAAAAAUACAAAUUUAGUCUACAAUCCCUCUAACUCAUUUAGCACUUUUGUAGUGAAUUUGUUAAUUUUCCUUAAGUUAAAUGGUAUUCAGCCAAAAAUAAAUCGCUUCAGCUAUGCAUUCACACUAAAAGAAAGCUAAAAGCAUGUGAUUAGGCUUUUUAAUUAGCUACUAACUGUCCUUGCAGUUGCUCAUACAGUAAGUCUUGGUUGGUAUUUUUUAGGUUUAUAUGAGCUAUAAAAUGGUUUUUCUAAUCCAUGGAUAUAAAAAUACUAAUUAGAUGGAUUAACUUAAUUAUAGAAAUACAUUUAUUCGAUGUAUUGGGCUAUAACAACAAUGACUACAGUUGGAUAUGGAGAUAUAUCAGCAUGCAAUUAUAUAGAAGCACUUUUCAUAUCGAUAUCAAUGAUUCUAUUUAGUUGCGUCUUUGCGUAUUCUAUAAAUAAUAUUGGGUUUAUACUCUAAGAAAUAGAAAAAUCAUCUAAGCAAUUAAAUGAUAACAUAACUACUAUUUAGAGGUAUCUUAACAGAAAAAAUGUUUGUAUAUCACUUAAAAGUAGAGUAAGACAUUAUUUAUCAUUCUUGGCUGAGGAGUAGAAAGACAGAAAUUAAAGCCAAGAAAAUCAAAUUUUAUAAACUUUAUCUAAUAAAUUAAGAAAUGAAAUCACGAUAGAAAUAAAUUCAAGAAUAUUAAAAAAUUUUUCAAUUUUCACUGCAAAUUUUUCAUCUUAAACUUUAAGGAAAUUAGUUUUCAUAAUGGAAGAAGUUCUUAUUUCUCCCAACGAAAUUAUAUUUGAGCAAGAAGAUCAUAAUGAUUAAUCUAUAUAUUUUGUUGAAAGUGGAGCUAUUGAAAUUUAUCAAAUAAGCCCUCCAAGUUUAAGCGCGAGUAAUUUUAGUGGUAACAGUGUAAAUAACAUUCAUGUGAUAAAAUAAAUUCAACAAAAUGAGCUUUUUGGAGAAAUAUCCUUUUUUUCUGGGUUAGCCAGAAAGGCAUGUGCAAGAAGUUUAAAUUUAUCAACUUUAUAUAAAAUUGACAGAUAAAAAUUUAUUGAUUUGGUUAAAGAAAAUGAUGAAGAUUUUGAAAGAUUUAAAAUGAUGGAAGAAUAAAUAAAAAUACAAUAAGACUUACCUUAAGUUUUUAUAUCAUGCUAUGUUUGCUAAUAAGGAGGCCAUAUCGCUUGCAACUGUCCAAAAAUACAUUAAAUAUUCGAUAAAUAAUAUAAAAUCUUGAAAUACAAUUUCAGUAUAUUUUAAGAUAGGCAAUUUUUUGAAAGAUCUCAUAAAAAGAGUAGAAUAGAUCCUUGGAUACAUAUUGAAAAUAACAAAAAAAUUUAACAUGUUUUAAAAUAAAAUUUGAAAUAUUAUAAUUCGAUGGUUGAAAUUUUGUUUAAAACUGAUAAUGAACUAAAAUCUUAAGAAUCUAAUGAUAAUAAAAGCGAUUAAGAAUACUGCUCUAGUUCAAAUUAGUCUUCUUCUAAUGAAUAAUAAGGUUCAAAUUCUUCAUUAAAUUGUUAUCCUACUUAAAUUGAAAAAAGUUCUAUGUUUAAAAGCGAGAAAACUAAAAGCAUGAAAAAAAUGAAAUCGAAAAUGAAGACUAAAAAAUCGUUUAAAAACCUAUAAUCGAUAAAAAAAGAAGAAACUAAUCAAAUCUUUAAUAGCUAUAAAGAUUUUCAGUAUCUUGAGAGCUUUCUAAAUGGAGAAUAAAGUAGUAAUUUAGCUUCAAAAAAUGCUUAAUUAUCAAAUAGCUUUAAUUCCCAAGCCGAAUAAAACUAGUAUCCUCAUGAUUACUAAAACGACUUAUAAAAAGUAGAAAGUUUUUGCUAAAAGUCAGAUAGAGAGUAAUACUUAGAUAGUUAAAUAUUAGAAAAUGAAAAAAAUGAAGAUUUAAUUUAUUCUAAUUUGCAAUAAGUUCCAAAAAUGUAGAGUUAACAAUCAAAUCAAAUUAUAAAAGAUUCAAUAGCUAAUAACUAUUAAGAAGGAUAUAAAAUUAGAAAGAAAGAUAAAAAAAGAAAUAUGACCACUUAAAUAAUUUAGCAAACAUAAAAAAGAAAUAGUUAUGAUGAAUUAAGCUCAAGCACAAAUUAAAAUGAAGAAAAGCUUAGGUCACUUUAAAGCUCUAUCCGUCAAAAUAGUAGUUCUAAUAAAAAACCAGCCAAGAUGCUAUCUUCUGAGAUGGGUCUAAGACCUUCGAUAGAGAUGCUUGUAUCUAAUAGCAUAUAGUCUUACAUAGAAAAAAAUACGAUUCAAAGUUUCUACAACGAAUCUAUAUAAAAUAGCUCAGUAGAGGUAAAAGGAGGAGCAUCAGUUAAAUUCGAAGAGCCAAAAUCUUAAAAUCACUUUUAAAAUUAUCUUUAAAAUCUAGCUUACAAUUACAUAUAGAAUGCUUAAUAAAAUAAUUCUUCUAAUAACUUGAAAAAAUAAAACCAAAGCAGUAAAUUCCAAGAAUAAAGCCAAAAGCAGCUAAAUAAAAAUUAAGAAAUCAAAUAAGCUUUAUAACUUUUAGGUAUUCCUGCCAACAAUGAAAUUUUUUCUAAUCCCCAGCAACUGGGAUUACUCUUAAAUAAGCAAAGCAUUGAUUAUUAUAUUGAGGCGGCAAGGAAUCAGCGUUCAGGAUCUACUAAUGAUGAGGAUUCAAAAUAUAAUGAGCUUAUUAUGGAUUAGUUUGAUUUGAUAAAUAAUUUUAAAAAAUUUUUCCCUCAUAAUAAUUUUAACUAUAUAUUUAGCAAAAAUAAAAAUAAAAAACAAAUUUUAUUUAAAAAGCUAAAACCAAACAAAGUAAUAUCUCCUCCAAUUAAAGAAAGGAGGUAAAAUAUUUUGUUAAAUUUACCAAGAAAGUCUUAAUUUUGUAAUGGAUUAUUGUAAAAUGCAACAUCACAAAUUAAUUUAGCAAGCUAUAAGCCAACUUUCUUGUCAUAUGGAGUCUCAUAAAAGUCAGAAUCAUUGUAUCCAAAAAAUAAUUUAAAAUAAAACUUAGGAGAGUUAUUAAAUGUCGUAUGA
This is a messenger RNA of Tetrahymena thermophila SB210, 4008 nucleotides long. RefSeq names its product cation channel family protein. Gene Ontology annotation, molecular function: zinc ion binding; monoatomic ion channel activity; nucleic acid binding. NCBI's taxonomy places the organism in Eukaryota, Ciliophora, Oligohymenophorea, Hymenostomatida, Tetrahymenidae. The record is from RefSeq and is a predicted model, not a curated record. The transcript has 6 exons. Gene Ontology annotation, biological process: transmembrane transport; monoatomic ion transport. Gene Ontology annotation, cellular component: membrane.